AUGGGUACUGUCUACAAGAUCACCAAACAGCUCAGCGGAAGCCACAACAACAACCAUUCUGCUCCGGUGAAAGACAGGAAUGGCAACACCAUGUCCACAGAGUGUGAGCAAGCAGCACGGUGGGUUCAGCACUUCAAGGAGGUCCUUAACCACCCUGGCCCCAGUGAACCAGCUAAUUCCACACCCACAGAUGGUAUCCUGGACAUCAACACAGAUCCGCCCACCAGAGAGGAAGUCAGGAAUGCUAUCAUUGCUAUGAAGAACGGCAAAGCUUCUGGCAUUGACAACAUCCAUGCAGAAAUGCUGAAAGCUGAUGUUGGCAUGGCCACAAACUUGCUGACUGACCUCUUCAGUACCAUCUGGGAGAAGGACACGAUACCAGACGAUUGGACAAAGGGUCUCAUUUGUUAUCCUGGACAAUACCCUGACGGAGUGGUUCCCAGUGGAUUCAGGUGUACGUCAAGGCUGUAUCUUGUCCCCAAUUCUCUUCCUUGUAACCAUCGACUGGGUCAUGAGAAAGACAACAUCCGACAAACCCAGAGGCAUCCAGUGGACUCUCCUAUUAUAUCCCAGCCAGAAGACCUUGACUUUGCCGAUGACCUAGCCCUCCUGUCCUCCAAACACAGCCAUCUCCAGGAGAAGACUGACCGUCUGAGUAGCUUUGCUGCACAAGCGGGACUUGCCAUCAGCACCAUCAAAACCCAGGUCAUGUGCAUUAACAACAGUACGACAGCACCUAUUACCGUCAGUGGGAAACCACUUGAGUCUGUCGACGACUUCACAUAUCUGGGCAGUCUAAUCAGCAAAGACAACGGGGCUCAGAAGGACAUCAGGGCAAGACUUGGCAAGGCCCAGAGUUAA
Lingula anatina is the source of this 861-nucleotide messenger RNA. RefSeq lists its product as uncharacterized. Lineage: Eukaryota; Metazoa; Brachiopoda; Lingulata; Lingulida; Lingulidae. The record is from RefSeq and is a predicted model, not a curated record.